This is a messenger RNA of Moneuplotes crassus, 1496 nucleotides long. Lineage: Eukaryota; Ciliophora; Spirotrichea; Euplotida; Euplotidae. The record is from the annotation of a GenBank genome assembly.
AUUUAAUUCAAGCAGAUAUGACCACCGUAAAAUUAGACAAAGCUGAAGAAGGAAUCAAAAAACUUGUGACCAUCGGAGUCAAAGAUAUGGAAGCAGAUAUUAGCGAUCAUGAAGCUCAAGGCGAUUUAGAUAAUAUGGAUAAAAGAGACCUGGUGAAACUUGUCAUCAACAUGGCAAAGAACGAGCUUAGAUAUACUAAUUAUAAUUUCUCAGAGAUGAAUGAAAGGAAGGGACAUUUCAAGAGUGCUUUGACCGAUUUACAAAAGUCUAUUGAUGAAAAGACUAAAAAGGCUAAGAAGUACCAAUCAUUUGGGAAUGAUCCCCCACAAACGAUCAAAGCAUUGAAGCAAUCUAUUCAGCAAAACAACAAAGAAAUUGAAUCUCUAAAGAAAAAUAUAGACCAGUUUGAGCACAAGAAGUUUAAUGAGCAAAAAGCUCAGAACGAUGCAAAGGAACUGAUUGACAAGAAGUUGGUCAAAAAGACUUACAAAUUCUUGGAGAAGGAUACUCAUCCUCACCUAGUAUCUGUUUUGGAGGUUUAUAUUGCCCAAUUGAGAGCUAGAGAUAAAGCAUCUAGAGAAGACGUUGAGCUUUAUCUUAGAAAGUAUGAUGGUCUCCUAAUUUCAAUGAACAGACUGGAUACAAGAGAUAUUCCAGGAGAGUUCCUUCAAAUCUACGACAGAGAGCUUGAAAAGAACAAGGGAAAAUUCAGAGAAGGAUCUGAGAAUGAAGAUUAUGAGCCAUUCUAUAGUUUUGCUUACUUCACUAAUAGACUACUCGAACUAACAGUACAAGAGAAAGAACUUGAAAGGCAAGUCAAGAUCCUCGAAGACGACAACAGAGCUAAGGAAAAGGAAAUCGACGAAAUUGAAACCUUCAUAAAAGAAGUAGACGAAGUCAUUGAUUACCAAAACCAAGUUGAUGAGGAAGUCAAACAAUUUGAUAUCCUUCAGGAACAUUAUAACCUACUCAAUUUAAGAGCCAAAAAGAUUGGAAAGAAGUCGAAGUUCUUUGAGAAGUACUUCUUUAGACAAGUCAAAGAAAAGCGUAAGCUCAAGGACAACAAGCUCGAGAAGAUUGAUGUCAUGGAUGAUCUAGACAAUGUUCAAGAUAUUGAUGAUAGAGUCGAAGAGAUGGAUUAUGAACGCGCUAUCACUAAAGUUGAGAAAGAUCACAAAAAUGAUAACCCACUCGGUGAUAACCAACUAAGAGCAAAAACUCUAAAGAAGCAACCAACAGCCAAUAAAAUGCAGAAAUCCAAGGCUAAGAGUUCUGGACCAGCCAAUGUUGAAGACGUUAAAGUUGAAAUGAAAGAAGAGAAGAAGACAAAGGCUACUCCUAAAGAGACAACCAAAGGCAAGGAAGAGUCUGUCGAUGAUAAAUCUGCAGAAUCUAGUGAGCCUGAGAGUGUUGACGACCAAAGCAAUGAAGAUUCCUCUGAAGGUGGAGAUGACCAAGAUGCAAGUGAAGAGUCAGAAGAGCCAAGUAGCACAUAA